Molecule: messenger RNA, 3053 nt
Organism: Monodelphis domestica (gray short-tailed opossum)
Lineage: Eukaryota; Metazoa; Chordata; Mammalia; Didelphimorphia; Didelphidae
Gene: EPS8L1
Product: EPS8 signaling adaptor L1
Biological process (GO): Rho protein signal transduction; regulation of Rho protein signal transduction; positive regulation of ruffle assembly
Cellular component (GO): vesicle; plasma membrane; ruffle membrane
Molecular function (GO): actin binding
Source: RefSeq, a predicted model, not a curated record
CCUUCCGCCAUUCCCAAGGACCUCGGCGUCUGGCCCGAACCAUUGGAGCUCCUCCGUGCAGGGACCCGGGCGCCCUACUCGUCCAGCCCCUCCUCCGGGGACCCAGGAGUCCUGCUCGUCCAGCCCCUCCUCCGGGGACCCAGGAGUCCUGCUCGUCCAGCCCCUCCUCCGGGGACCCAGGCGUCCUGCUCGUCCAGCCCCUCCGGGGACCCGGGCGUCCUGCUCGUCCAGCCCCUCCUCCGGGGACCCGGGCGUCCUGCUCCUCCACCCCUCCCCCGGGGACCCAGGCGUCCUGCUCAUCCAGCCUUCCUCCGGGACCCAGGCGUCCUGCUCGUCCAUCCUUCCUCCGGGGACCCAGGAGCCCUGCUCAUCCAGCCCCUCCUCUGGGGACCCAGGAGUCCUGUUCGCCCAGCCUUCCUCCGGGGACCCAGGAGCCCUGCUCGUCCAGCCCCUCCUCUGGGGACCCAGGAGUCCUGCUCGCCCAGCCUUCCUCCGGGACCCGGGCGUCCUGCUCGUCCAGCCCCUCCUCCGGGACCCGGGCGUCCUGCUCGUCCAGCCCCUCCGGGACCCGGGCGUCCUGCUCGUCCAGCCCCCUCCUCCGGGACCCGGGCGUCCUGCUCGUCCAGCCCCUCCUCCGGGACCCGGGCGUCCUGCUCGCCCAGCCUUCCUCCGGGACCCGGGAUCCUGAACUCGGGCUCCUCCUCCCGGGGCCACACCCCGCCAGGUGAAGGCUUAGGGACUGCCGGGAGCCGGCGGCGGGAUUGCUGGCGAGAUGAGCGGCCCAGCAAGGCCCUCGGCGGCCCCCAAGCCCAGCGCCAAGUCCAUCUAUGAGCAGAGGAAGAGGUACUCCACCGUGGUCAUGGCCGACGUGUCCCAGUACGCCGUCAAUCACCUGGUCACCUUCUGCCUGGGCGAGGAGGACGGAGUGCACACCGUGGAGGACGCCUCCAGGAAGCUCGCGGCCAUGGACGCCCAGGCUCGCAUCUGGGCCCAGGAGAUGCUGCUGCAGGUGUCGGCCGGCCACGUCAAGCUGCUGGACGGGGAUUCCAAGGAGGAGCUGGAGUCCUACGGCCUCAACUCCAUCGUGCGCUGCGAGGCCGUGCGGCCCCCCGGCCAGACGCGCUCCCUCCUCCUCCUGGUGUGCCAGGAGCCGGACCGGCCCCAGCCCGACGUCCACUACUUCCAGGGCCUGCGGGUCGGGGCGGAGCUGAUCCGCGAGGACGUUCACGGAGCCCUGCAGGCCCAUCGAUCUGGCAGCGGAGAUCGGCGGGCGGCUGCCCUGAGGGCCACCCAGGAGGAGCUGAAGCGCACGCCCAGCCCAGGGCCCGCGGACCCCCCCUUCCAGCGCCGGCCUUCCACCCGAGUGGCCAUCGCCCCCCGCGAGCGGCUGCUGGGGCCCAGGGGCCAAGAAGAGGCAGCCGUCCCUGAGGAGGAGGACGGAGUGACCCAGACGCCCGCCCCGGACCUGGCCAGCCUGGAGGCCGAGCGGAACGUGGGCAUCCUGAACCACAUCCUGGACGAUGUGGAGAGCUUUGUGGCCAAGCUGCAGAAGUCCGCGGAGGCCACCCGCGUCCUGGAGCACCGGGAGCGGGGCCGAAGGGCCCGGCGGAGAGCGCCAGGCGAGGGCCUCCUGACCCUUCGGGCAAAGCCCCCCACGGAGGAAGAGUACACAGACAUCCUGCAGAAGAUCAAGUACUCCUUCAGCCUGCUGGCCCGCCUGCGCUCCAACAUCACGGAUCCCUCAGCACCCGAGCUGCUGCACUUCCUGCUCGGCCCCCUGCAGAUGGUGGUGGACACGUCUGGUGGCCCCAGCUUUGCCCAGGCCGUGCAGCAGCCUCACCUGACUGCGGAGGCUGUAGCCCUGCUCAAAGAGACCUUGACUGCCCGAGAGGCCGAGCUCUGGACUUCUCUGGGAGACGCUUGGACCAAGGCCAGGCUAGAGCUUCCCCCUGAGGAAGGCACCCCCUACUCCCCAGUCUUUUACAGUGGCUGGGAACCGGCCCCCACCAGCCCUGGGGGCCAGGCCUGGGAGGAUCCUGUGGAGGGGCAACACCGACAUGAGAGGCGUCGGUGGCAGCAAUCGGCCCCACAGAUUGAGGUCAAUGGUCAUACAGAACCAGACUCGGAGCUGGAGCCGGGGCCGGGGCCGGAGCCCAGGGUUCCUGGGAAGUGGGUUCUCUGUAACUACGAUUUCCAGGCCCGGAAUGGCAGUGAGCUCUCAGUCCAUCGAGGGGACCUGCUGGAGGUGCUAGAUGAUGCCCGGAAGUGGUGGAAGGUUCAGGACCCUCAGGGCCAGCAGGGGUAUGUCCCCUACAACAUUCUCACCUCGCACCCAGGACCCCGCAGCAGAAAGGCCAGCCCUGCCAGGGAGCUGGAACAGAGGACUCCUCCCCCACCCCUGGCCCCAGCCCCCCCCAGGCCCCGAUGGGGCAGCACAGACAGCCUGGACCUGGAUGCAGGGGAGAAGGAGAAGUUCGCUCACAUGCUGAGCGUCAACGAGGAGCUGCAGGCCCGGCUGGCCCAGGGCCCCCGGAGUCCCCGGAGCUCCAGUCGCGGGGCCGUCACGGCGCGACUGGCGCCCCCUGAACCCCCGCUCAGCCCCGGCUCCCCGGCCCCCGAAGUCCGUGCCUGGCUGCUGGCCAAGGGUUUCAGCCCCGGGACCGUGAUCGCCCUGGGGGACCUCACCGGCGCCCAGCUCUUCUCCCUGAAGAAGGACGAGCUGCGGGCCGUGAGCCCGGAGGAGGGCGCCCGCCUCUACAGCCAGGUCACCGGCCACCGCGCACUGCAGCAGGAUUCGGAAAAGCUGUCGGAGCUGGAGGCGGUGAUGGAGAAGCAGAAACGGAAGGUGGAGGGGGAGACGGGCGGGGACGCGCUGUGAGCCGCCCCCAGCCCCACCUCCCUCCUUCGGGGGCUCGCGGGCCCCGGUAAGCAGCCGAGAGCCUGGAGCCUCGCUCCGCCCCUACUCCCGCGCAGGCUCCGCCCAGCGCGCUCCUCAUUGGCUGAGGGCAGGGACGGCCCCCAGUCGGGCACUGGGAAUAAAAGGCGUUGUGUCU